Molecule: messenger RNA, 1366 nt
Organism: Leptomonas pyrrhocoris
Lineage: Eukaryota; Euglenozoa; Kinetoplastea; Trypanosomatida; Trypanosomatidae
Exons: 1
Coding region: 308-1366 (352 amino acids)
Source: RefSeq, a predicted model, not a curated record
GCACACAAACAAACAGAAAUCCAUUGCCUGCUUUAGUCUCGGAGCAAUUGUUUUCUCUGCACCCCUCUUCUCCAACAGAGAUACAGAGAGACCCCCAAACGCUAACGGAUUUUCGCAGACAAACAAGUCUUUUACUUACAUACACACCUUCUCUGCACCUCUUGUUUUUUGUUGCUGGUUUCGUGCUUCUCAUCUUCGUCGUUUUCACACACACACACGCACACCACCUUCUAGCUCCUCCCUCUCUUGUAUUCGUCGUUGGUUGAUUAUCUGGCAUUUUUCUUUCUUUUCUUUUACUCCCACAAAGAUGUUGCACGAAAACGGAAACUCUGUCCCUCAAGGACAGCCGCCGCAUCAGCAGCAGCAGCAGCAGCAGCAGGAUGUGAGGAGCGGGAGCGAGAGCUACACCGGCAGCUCCGGCUCCUACACGGAAACCGCAAGCCAGCACCACCCACCGCAGCCGCAACAGCCAGAAGCCACCGUGCCGCGGUCCGCGUCAAGGGCACACCGAAAUGAUCACUCCCGCGUGGUGCAGCCCACCUCCAGCCCCUCGCCUCAGCGCCAACCACCGGCGGAGCAGUUCAACGAAGGAGGGGAGGACCAGGACAGGGACAAGAAAAGCCGCAGCAAGCAGGGAAAGGGCAAAGCGCGGCACAUGGUGAACGCCGCACUGAGCGCACCAGCCGCCCGCAUGCGCGCUGUCUCCGCCAGUCUUGCCGGCCGCGACAGCCAACGGGUCACCAUCUACGUCUUUUUCGCCGUCGCCCUCAUCCACUUGCUCUUUGUGAUCUUGUCCUGCACCCUUUCUCAGAUCGACAUCGAAGGCGGUGGCUGCUUAACCUUCUGGGGCUACAAGCAGAACUGCGACAGUGUGAGCUAUACCAUCCGCACGGAACUGCUGCGCAACUGCGGAAAGCUCCGCUCUUCGCUACGGGCCGGUGCGGCCUUUUCAAUUCUGUCGAUUCUCACCUCGACGGCUACGGUGGUCGUGGCUUGGCUGAUGUGCAACCGUCUUCGCCACGCGGACAACUCCACACGCCGUCAGAGUCGAUACCGUGACGUGGACGCAGGAACGCUCGGCACCAACGCCAGACAGGAGGAAGGCAAUCACAGCAGCAGCAACAACAAUCCGGAGCCGACCUUUAACCCAGGUCAUCUAAAGCUGGCAACCAUCAUCAUCGUCGCAAUCAGCCUGGUGUUGGAGCUGAUCGCUUGGGCGGUUAUUGCCGGUGUCGGACCGCAGAACCACUGUGAUGCGUCGUACUACAUCUCGAAUGCCGGCACCUACGGCGUUGGAUUUGGUCUUGGUCUCACCGCGUGGAUUAUGGAGAUCAUUGUUUAUGUGGUGUACAUCGUGGUGGUGUAA